UCUAUGACGGCGCCUGCCCUGUAUAUCGCCCUCAUGUAAAGGCCACAGCCGGCGAAAUGCCACCAAUGCAGCUUGCUCACCCCUCGCCGAAGCGAAAGCGCGACCAGCCCCAGCAAACCCCACUGCUCAACACGGCCCUCGCCAUUCGACCCGCACAAACCCCACCACGACGAGACGACAGUCCUGCACCCUCGUCUGGCGCAGACAGCCCCAGAAAUGCAGUCGCAGACCAGCUCAGAGGGAUGACCCUCGUCGCCACAGCGGCCAUCCCCAUGUCACCACUGACGCCAACCGACGAUGUAAUACGCAAGAAGCCAAAGCUGGGCGCCAUGGACGUAGACGAGGCGGCACCAGGCACACAUACAGCAGAAACGAACGCAAAGCCCCGCAAAAAGGUCAACAUUCUGGAUACUGCUGCUUUCGAACCCACGUUGGAUGUUUCGAGAGAGAUACCGGAGACACCUCAAGCGCCACGACCCCGCAUUGUGACGGACAUUGCCGCUUUUGCGCAACCCACCACUUUCGUAUCGUCAUCUGGUAGCACAUCAUCGCCCCAAACAUCGUUCAGCAGCCAGAACAGUCAGGCAUCAAUACUGACAGACCGAUCCUCGUCCAAGUCACGCCCACGAAAGAUGCCUGCAUCGCCCCCACUUUCAGCCCUCACGUGGCAGGACGACGAAAUCACGGGUCACCUUACUGGUCCCGCGAACGAUCCAGACGACGACGGGACUGGUCUGAACGGUAUUGGGUUCAAGCCAACACCUGCGAUCGCAUAUCACAGAGCGCAGAGGAGGAAACAGCAAUUGUCAGAAUGGAAAACUAGGGAGACGCGCGAGGCAAGGGCGAAACGCAGCCAAAGAAGACAUCGAGGUGCCAGUGCAAGACCCCACGCUUCUAGAGAGUCGACAGUAGAAAGGGAGAUGCCGGCGCAAGCUGUGGAGGUACCCAGGAGGAAGGUUCAGUUCGCCGUAUGAGCCAAUAUCGCGCUGAAGGCAUACAUCAGACGAACAGAAACCACACAGUAUGUUGAGAGGCUAGAAUCAGCCCAACUGUGCAACAAAGCACCGGCUGAGGCAGGAAAGGGGGCAUUGAAGUAUUGUAAUGAGUGGAUCUAAGGAGGACAUGGAGGAACAAGACAUUGUACGACGACGACUUCACGACACACAACAUCACGAACGAACAGAACAGCUUUGGCUUCUGGAUUACAAAGGGGAUCACGGAACUACGGCGUAUCGCAUUGCUUUUGUUUCAUUUCGGUCCAGUCCAUUGCAGUCGGACACCCAUAUCAUACAGAUAUUACAGACUUAUACAGGUUCUGUA
This is a messenger RNA of Macroventuria anomochaeta, 1320 nucleotides long. RefSeq lists its product as uncharacterized. The record is from RefSeq and is a predicted model, not a curated record. NCBI's taxonomy places the organism in Eukaryota, Fungi, Ascomycota, Dothideomycetes, Pleosporales, Didymellaceae. The transcript has a single exon. Bases 57 to 974 code for a protein of 305 amino acids.